AUAUUUUUUUAGUUUUCACAUACGAGUAUAUGACUAUAUGAGGUAGGUACGUUGUAAAAUUAAAUAAUAUAUCAUGUAAGGUCAGUUGGGGUAAGUGCAGAUUUGGGGUAAGUGCGAAUCCAGAUAUUACGGAGUAUAUAUUAAGUUUAUGAAAGACUGUCAAUAAUGAAAUUGUUGUACAACGUCCAUGUAAUAUAUGUACAUAAUUGGUCACACUGUAUUAUAUUUCGUUAUCGUGUUAUCAAUCUUUACUUUCAGAAUAUAAAUUUCACUUGUAUUUUUCAAAGAAGACGUUCGUUUGCCAUUUUUUUUAAGGCAGUUUUUUUAAAAAUUUGCUGUCUUAAACUAAGGUAGGUUAUAUCAUUUUAUGUGUAGAUUAUGAUUUAAGUGUUAAAAUUUGUAUAGUUGUCAAUGAAUUUUAUUUAAGUGCGAUUACGCACUUUCCCCUUGUAAAAUGAAUGACGGGGAAAGUGCGACAAUUGUCUGCGGGUAAGUGCAACAUGACAUGUCGCACUUACCCAUUGUAAUAUUUAAACAUUUAUUAUUAAAUGUAAUUUAAAUUUUGAAUAUUUUUUAGGGUAAAAUGGUUAGAUCUUACGUUAGAAAAACCAAAAAGGGUGAUGCAUAUACCAAAGAACAACUGUUACAAGCUACAAAUGCAAUCACAAGCAAACAAAUGACGCUUUACGAUCAUAUAAAUAAACGACGUGGAAUGAAGUCUACAACUAAAGGUAGAAAUACUGCCUUAUCACCUGCUGUUGAAAAAAGUUUGGCUCAAUCAUUAACCAUUAUGGAAAAGUAUGGCCAUGGAUUAAGUCGAACCGAAGUUUUGACAUUAGUUGGUAAUUAUGUCAAUGAUAAUAACUUAGUUACUCCAUUUAAAGGUGGAUAUCCAGGUCAUGAUUGGUGGAUAGGGUUUUCUUCUCGACACAAAUUAUCAUUAAAAAUAUUUUAAAAGCAAAAGAACAAGAAAAGGACAAACCAAAAAACAACAAGAAAAAAAAACAGUCUGAAGAAGUUGUCAAUGAAGAAGUUGUAAAUGAAGAAGAGAUUCAAGACGUUAUAGAUAUAAAUUUGAAUCAACCUAAUGAAAACUUAAAUAUAAGUUUUGUCAGUGGAGUGUCUGAAAUCAGUGAUUUAUUAAAUGAAUUGGAAAGAGAAGAAGAGGAUUUAGCAGAAGAAGGAUAUAUGUUUCGCACAAAAAAUUGUGUUGAUGAUUGGGUUUUAAUUAAAUAUAAGCUUGAAGGAAAAUCUGCAAAAUCAUUACAUUAUGUAGGUAUUAUAAAAGAAGUCUUUGAUGGUAAGCAUAAAAUAAAAUUUGUCAAACUGAAGUCUGAG
Acyrthosiphon pisum (pea aphid) is the source of this 1338-nucleotide messenger RNA. RefSeq lists its product as uncharacterized. NCBI's taxonomy places the organism in Eukaryota, Metazoa, Arthropoda, Insecta, Hemiptera, Aphididae. The record is from RefSeq and is a predicted model, not a curated record. The coding region runs from base 584 to 955 and encodes 123 amino acids. Gene Ontology annotation, molecular function: DNA binding. The transcript has 2 exons.